Caenorhabditis sp. 36 PRJEB53466 is the source of this 664-nucleotide messenger RNA. The record is from the annotation of a GenBank genome assembly. NCBI's taxonomy places the organism in Eukaryota, Metazoa, Nematoda, Chromadorea, Rhabditida, Rhabditidae.
AUGAAGUCCCAACAAUACCGUCCGUCUACCACCGACGAAUGGACCCAAUCCGCGGAUCCCUAUGUCACCGUCAGAAACUCCGCGAGAAACAGCCGAUCCCUACCGCUCGGCUAUCGUUUCCAACGCUUCGGGCCAGGCCUCGUCUUUCAAUUCUUCGCCCUUCCGAAAUUCCUGUUCACUUUGUACCUGAUCAUGAACCGUCCGUGGACUCCAAUCGAAGUUCCCAUUGCAUUGAUGUUUUUGGCGAUCGAUGCAAUUUUCCUGAUUUCUGCCACGUUUCAAGACUUUUUCACUCUCGCCGUCUCGUGGAUCAUUUCGGUAAAUUAGAACCAUUGUAUAAUAGAUUCGAUUUAAAAUAAUAUAUUUUCAGUUUUUCCUGCUCGUCACCUACAUACUCCUCCUCAUCUUCGGGCCAAUUCUCGUCGAGCACGUGUUGCUUCCAUCCGAACAUGAUGUGUUCCAUAGAAUGCGACAACGCCAGAAAGAAAUGCACUUUUUCAAAGGAUUCGAGUUCGGAAUGUCGUUCGCCAUGCUUCUGAUCUUGUUGAUUGCGGUGAGCGCAAUGCAGUUAGGACUCGUGAAUGCCACGUUGAACGCCAAAAUCGAAGAGUGCACCCGCAAGAAGCAAGUGGCCGAGAAGAGAAAUUCCGUUUAUGUUGUUUGA